Messenger RNA from Mercenaria mercenaria, 5073 nucleotides. RefSeq names its product neurogenic locus notch homolog protein 1-like. Gene Ontology annotation, molecular function: calcium ion binding. The transcript is spliced from 18 exons. The coding region runs from base 96 to 4706 and encodes 1536 amino acids. The record is from RefSeq and is a predicted model, not a curated record. Lineage: Eukaryota; Metazoa; Mollusca; Bivalvia; Venerida; Veneridae.
GUCAUGAGCAUAAAUAUUUUUACAUUAACUUUGGUGUUUAUUAGUAAAAUUACAAAUUUUGAGUAGGGAGGUACCUUCAUAUUGUGCAAUGUAAAAUGAAAAAUUCGGGACUUUACGUUUGUUUGACAUGCCUUUCUCUGAUACAGGGUGUAUCAUGUCUCGUCGACUUGGAGUUAUCAGUGUUACAGUUUGACAACCCACUUGGAACCUCGUACACAGGACAAAAUGUCGAAAGUGAUAGAAAAUGCUGUGAUUCAGGGGGAGGUAACUGUCAAAGCGCCGCAGACAAAUGUGAUGUUUAUUUCACAAUUUGCAUCGGCAGCCUCAGUAAUGACCCGAAAAACGCAGGGUGUAACGGAACGUCUAUAGACAUGCAGAAAGAUGUAUCACACGACGUGUUGAAAAUCACAGAUAACAGAAACCUGAAACGUUUCGUCAAUGUUACAUCGUGGACAAAGGGAAGCACUCAAAUGAUUGUAAAUGUUUUGGACAUAGACGAAUUGCCAAGUACAAAUACAGAUCCUCAUAUCUUUCCUGAUCUGAUCGAUGCUUUCAACAAGACUAUUGACUUCGAUCCUGCACAGAACUACUGGACAGCGAAGGAGAGAAUAGUGUCAAUGGUUGGACAUGUAAGCCUUGACAUUCGAUUACGUGCCUGGUGCGCUGUAGGGUGGUAUGGAACAUCGUGUGAACACCGUUGUACUGCGGAUUCCUUUCAUGAAUGUACAAGCUCAGGUGCAAAAAUAUCCCACCAAGAAUGCACAGAUCCAGGUACAAUCGUUCUUAGCGUAAGAGAGUCUAUUUCAACUCUGCCAAAUGCUACCAAUAUCCAGAGUUAUAUGGUUGACAUCUUAGCAAAUUACGCUUGCGUUAAAACAACGGGUAACAUCAGCGUAAACAUCUUUGAAGUCAGAGAAAACAGAAAUGGUUAUGUAGACAUUGUUUUCAACGGCUACUGUGACAACAUACCGGUCUCUAGUUUAAAAUUUACAGAAAUGGAGUAUGUGAUGAACACUGUGAAAACCAGACUGGUUCCUCUGGAUGAUUACUUUGGUGCCCCUAUCAAAACGCCAGCAAUAAAUUUCGUCCAAGAUAAUGCGGGAGAAAUGAUCAUUUUAGUCAGAAUAGUACACUUCAAACAUUUGCUGGUGGGAGACUGUUCGACGAGAACAGAUACACGAUGUAAUCCUACAUUUCAUAUUUCAUUUUCAUGGACCACGGCAUACGCCAUCAAGCCCGUGGUAAAAUCUGGAGAACUAACGGACUGUGAUGGUGACCUUGUUGACCUUAAUAAACAUCAGUCUACCGCGAGCACACCCAAUUCUACAACGCUCUUUCUUGUGGGGAGCUUACCGGAGAAGAUGAAUGGUCAAAGCAACAAUCUCUAUGUGGAGGUCCGUACCAGAGGUUCCAGUACUUCAAUGGCGAGACACAUAUUUCCUUUGUCUGAAGUAAUACUUGGGACAAACUUCUAUGACUCUUACCCGAAAAGGUUUCAAAAUUCAACGACCGGAAACACAACACUGACUCUAGAGGUGAUGGCGUGGUGCGGUAAUUGUCAGCAAGGUGACGGUUGUCGGAGAGCAGUCACUCAAAAGUGCGAUAAAAGUGUGACAGUAAUAAAAUCCGACUGUAUUUCAAAUGACGAUUGUAAAAAUGGCGGGAGAUGCGUAGGACGAACUUCCUGUAUUUGUAGAUCAGGUUGGACAGGCCCAGUAUGUUACACGGAUAUAAAUGAGUGUGCACUUGGGGUUUGUGCACAUGCCGAUUCGUGCACAAACACACAUGGAGGAUACUCUUGCACGUGCUCAAAGGGGUUUACUGGUAAAAACUGUGAUGUUGACAUCGACGAAUGUGUCACUCAACCUUGCAAACCAGGUUUGGCAUGCUUAAAUGCUUAUGGAACUUACCAUUGUAUUGGCGUCUGCGCAAACCGUAAAGUAGGUGAAAAUUGUAAUGGCAGCAUUGACUUUUGUAGCAACGACCCUUGUCUACAUAACGGAACAUGUUCAAGUUCGGCUUUCAAUUUUUCUUGCAACUGCAACGACGGUUGGACAGGCUCAACUUGCCAAACAAAUGUGAAUGAAUGUACAAACGCAACUCUGUGCCAAAAUGGCGGAGUCUGUAAAGACACACCGGGAUCGUUUAACUGCGCAUGCCCAAACAAUUUCACCGGAAAUUACUGCGACAUUGAUGUUGACGAAUGUCUGGAUCCUACUACGUGUAAAAAUAAUGGUACAUGUAAUAACAAUGAAGGAGGAUUUUCGUGUAAUUGUCCCGCCGCAUUUUCAGGGGACACGUGCGAGCAAGAUGUAGAUGAAUGUGCCAGUUUUAACGUCUGUCUAAAUGGUAUUUGUACCAACACUAUUGGAGGAUAUAAAUGUGAUUGUUUGUCAGGCUGGGAUGGUAUCAGUUGCGACGUCGAUAUUGACGAAUGUUUAGAUCCUAGCUCGUGCAAAAAUAACGCUACUUGCGUAAACCAAGAUGGCGGCUAUGCAUGCAGGUGUCAAAAUGGCUUCACCGGAACCAUGUGUGAAUCUGAUAUCAACGAAUGUGGUAGCAGCCCUUGUCUUAAUGGUGAUUGUCACAAUUCGUUUGGUGGAUAUAAAUGUAGUUGCUACCCGGGUUGGAAUGGCGAUAACUGCGAUAUUGAUAGGGAUGAAUGUCUAUCUAGAGAUCCAUGUGUUAAUGGCGGCACUUGUGUUAAUACUCCUGGUAGCUACGGUUGUAACUGUACUGAGUACUGGACCGGAGAUCACUGUCAAACUGACGUGAACGAAUGCGUGGAAAGAUACGCUUGCAAUUAUAACGGAAACUGCACUAAUUCAGUAGGCAGUUUUAGUUGUUCUUGUUUCCGCGGAUGGAUGGGAGACACUUGUAACGAUGAUGUGGACGAAUGUCUCACGCAGGUCUGCAAAAAUGGCGCCACAUGCAUAAAUAAUGAUGGAGGGUAUACAUGUAGCUGUCCGAGUAACUGGGGCGGGGAUAAUUGUACCAAUGAUGUUGAUGAAUGUAAUUUGUAUUCCCCAUGCAAAAAUGGAGGCACGUGUAAAAAUAGUAUAGGAAGCUAUAAAUGCGCAUGCCCAGCAACGUGGACUGGUAUAAACUGCACCGAUGACAUUGAUGAAUGUCUUUUAGCGAACCCAUGUCUAAAUGGCGGAACUUGUAACAAUACAGACGGAUCAUACACAUGUAAUUGUCCAUCCGAGUGGACAGGUCCUAAAUGCGAAAGCGAUGUUAAUGAAUGCCUUUUACUGAAAUGUGCACACAACGGUAGCUGCUCUAAUACUAACAAUGGAUAUGUCUGCACAUGUACCGCCGCGUGGACUGGUCCAACUUGUGCUGUUAAUGUUGACGAAUGUUCUAAAUAUAGCGGAAUAUGCAGUCACGGUGUUUGUAAGGAUUCUGUCGGAGGUUACCAUUGUGAUUGCAUUAACGGAUAUCAAGGCCAGAAUUGUUCAAUAGACAUUAAUGAGUGUAGUGCAUCUGAUGUGUGUAAAAAUGGCGGUACUUGCGAAAAUACGGUAGGUUCAUGUAUUUGUCAUUGCCCGAAAGGAUGGUCCGGAAAAAAUUGUACUGAUGAUUUUAACGAGUGUCUGAAUAAAAACCCUUGCCAUAAUGGCGGUACUUGUGUAAACGUUAAGGGAAGUUUUCGUUGCGCUUGCAACGCAGGAUGGACUGGAAAAACCUGUGAAACAGAUUUUAACGAAUGUAUUAAAAUACCGUGCUUAAAUGGUGGAAAUUGUAUCAAUACACCGGGCAGUUUCCAUUGUGAUUGUGUAGAAGGGUGGGAUGGAAAUAUCUGUCAAUCAAAUAUAGAUGAUUGUUCAGCGGUCAAAUGUCAAAAUGGUGCCAAAUGCCAAGAUUUAGUGAAUGAUUAUACAUGUGUUUGCACGAACGGUUAUACAGGAAAAGUGUGCGACAUUAACAUUAACGACUGCAAGCCAAAUCCUUGUCAAAAUGGCGGAAAAUGCCAUGAUCAUGUCGGAUAUUAUGAAUGCGUCUGUCCGAAAGGAUGGGAUGGACGUGUGUGUAGUGCAGACGUUGAUGAGUGUAAGGAUCGGCCAUGUCAAAGAGGGCAAGCGUGUCAUAAUAACCAAGGCAGCUAUGCGUGUAUUGCGGAUCAUUUCGGAUCUCUGUCUACUCCCUCAUCUACUACCCAUGUCCAGGCACCAAAGAUAGUAGAUAUUUUCUCGUUGCAAUUCACUGGCCCGGUAUCAGACGCACAAAGACCGCAAGUAAAGACAGGAAUUACUACACUUCUUCAAAAACUAACCUGCCGAGACUCCAAAAAUGUAUUCGUUUCACUUGUUCACAAUUCCGUAAACACUCCAAAUAUCGUUGAAUUUCAUGCCCAGUGUGAUGGUCACCACUUAACGAAUGCGGAAGUGAACUCGGCUAUUCGGACGUUUUCGGAUAAUACCCUCGCACAGUACUUCCCUGUUCAGCUGGCAAACACAAAUAAAAGUCCAGAAAAACAGACUUGGAUAGCCUCUCAUAUACCUACAGUAGCAUGUGCUGCCGGCGGUGUUGUGGUUCUGGUUAUCGCCAUUGUUGUUAUUGUGCGCUGUAAAAGAAAGAAACCAGAACCAGAUAUAUUCAACAAGGAAGUGGUAGAAGAACUUCAAGAUAUGGACGGAGAAGCAACUAUUACUAUCCGAAACCCAGUGUACGACUCACUGUAUGCUCCACAGACACAAAUAUAACAUGGAUGGGGCAUGGGGUUUCCAGGGGUAGCACAUAGAUUUCAAGGAAUUACACGUUUAGAGGACACAUCACACGAAAACUUUUGUUUAUAAAUGCAGUUAUAGAAAUAUUAAGAACGGAGGUGACGCAUUGUUAUGUUCUUGGUUUUAGUCAACUUAGUGCACGUUUUCUUAGGUUUAAAAUGCUUUGUGGAAGAUUAAAGAUAUAAACUUGUACACUGAUUUAUCAAGUAAACUAUUAUAGUAGCACCGAGGAUCAAUUUAUAAUUUUAGAUUUAAUAGUUUUGCAUUUAUUGUUCAACCAUAACUACACAAUGUUAAUUAAAUACAAAUAAUUUUGUUACGUACACGUGGUAUAUGAUAAUAU